GAAAGACAAUUAAAAUAACCUAAAUAGUAAUUGUAUAAAAGAAAUAGAGCAGGAAGGAAGGAAGGAAAAGCAUACAACUUAGCAAUAAUGAAGUGUAAAAUAUCUGGCGAAGUUACAGUAAUAGGUUUGGUUGCUAUUCCCUUAAUAAUUAUUAUCAUUUAUUCUUUUCUUACUAUUUUAUAUACGUAGUAUAUUUUGAAAUAGGAAAAUGAUAAUUUAGCAGAUUCUAUGUAUUCAGAACAAAUUAAAUUUUCUAAAUAAUUUGACAGUAUACUAACUUUUUAAGUGAAUAUGUAAGUCUAGAAUGUUUAUUGGAAUGUCUACAUACAUAAUUAGUUACUUUAAAAAGCACUUGCAGGAUAAAUAAAACUAAAUCCUAAUUUUAAAGAUAUUUUGAUAAAUGUAGAGAGAACGUAUAAUUUGACUGAAGAUCCAGUCAAAUUAAAAAUCUUUAAAAAAAGUUAUUUAUUGGUCAAUUCUUGGUUUUAAAGAGAUAAAUAUUUUUAAAAAGACCUUGAUCCGAUUUAGCAGGAAUAAAUGAUAGUUUUUUCUGCAACAGAUCCCCUUUUUAGAGCUAUAUUGCUUGAGAGAGAUAAUGCUCUUUAAUAAAACAUCACUCGUAGAUUCUACAUUAAAAAUAUGUAUAUAGGAACUGAAUAUGAUGGAUCGGUUUUAGGGCCUUCUGCUAAUACAACAUAUAAAGGAAUCACUAAUCCUAAGUCAUGCCCAUCUGGUAAUAUAUACGAUUCUAGAUGUCGCUAUUGGUUUAAUGAUACUAUUCAUCGCAAGAAUAUAUCUUUGUAUGUUUCUCCACCUUAGCUACAGUAUAGUAAUGUAGGUAUUCCUUUUCUAGCAAGCGUUUUUUGUUAGAGAAUAGAAUUACCUCCUUAUACUCAAUUAAAAGAAUAAUACAGCACAUUAAACAAGUAAGGGAGUCUUUACUCAGUUCUUUGCAACAAUUUAGAUUUGACAGCGGCUGGUGUAUAUUUUAGCAGUUUCAAUUAAAAAUCUGCUUUCAAGAUGUUAAUUGAUCCUUCUACUUAGAUUGCUGUUUAUUAUUCGUUAUUUUAAUUAAAUAGCACUUAAUAACAACAAACUCUGAGUAGUUUGGAGCUGAAUCCAAGGACUACUGAAGAGUAGGCUUUACUAUUUUAAAAAAAGUUGCAAAGUUUAUACUCAAAUCCGAUUUUAGAUGUAAAAGAAAACAUAGAUAUGCUUUAGAUUAAUGAUGAUAGUUAUUAAUCAGGAUUCACCUUCUACCGAUUGAAUAAUCCUCCUGAUAUUCAAUAAAAUCAUACCAAUAACAGCUAUAAUACUCUUUAAUAAAGUACUCCUCUAAAUAAUUAAGUGUCUUAAUAGCAGCAACAAAAACAACAAGAAGAGAAAUAAAAUAAUUUAAAAGAGCAUUAUGUUAUUUUAAACUCAAUACAAACAAUUUAAAAGCUUAAAGACCCCUGGUCUGGAGGGUACUCAAUUAACACAGCAUUUAUUUUAAUAGAUGUUUUGUCUAAGGAUAUGCUUAGUGUACAAGCAUAGUAGAUGUAGUAAUAAAUAAAUGAAUAUAACUAUUACAGCACUAUCGCAAUUACAAUCUUUUAUGUGAUUAUCAUCAUAUUAGUUAUUCUGCGUUUUAUUAGAAUCUUUAAAUUGAUCAUCUCUCCCAUUAAUUAAUUGACAAACAUAUUAAAAAGUGUUUCACUUGAUGAUGAAAAUUAAAUUUCAUACAUAUUAGGAGAUAAGUAGUUAGCACUGGAGUCUUUAUUUGAGUAGGAGAUAUUUCUAUCCCAAGAUACUAAAAUCCUUUAUGAGAGCAUUGUCUCAUUGUUUAAAAUGGUUUAAUUUACUUAGUCUAACAUCUUCGUCUAAACAGAAAGUUAAACCCUCUUAAAUUUAAAUUAGUAAAUAAUACACUUUUAAAAGUUUUAAAAUCACAGAGCUUUGGGUAUAUGUCAUAAUAACAUAGGAUAUAUUCAUUUCAAUGCUCAUAGAUACUAGGAAGCUUUGUAAGAGUUUUCACAAGCAAUAAUUUACUCAAAUUAUGAAGUAAAAAUAUAUGAAGAAGAUCUAGAACAGAGUUAACUAAAUAACUCGAAUUUGAUAAUGUCAGAAGUAACAAGAAAUAUUAAACUGCUCUCAGAUUACAAAAAUAUAAUUAAUCAGAUAUAAAAAAAAUCAAUAACAGAAAAAGAAGAAAAAGUUGUUAGAAAAUCAGCUUUUAGCAGUGGAACUUCUUUGCUAAAUAACAAAAACAUGCAAAAAAUUAAGCAUUAAACUAAAAAAGUUGAAAAAGUAGAUAAAGAACAAAUUAUUCACUACGAAGUACAAAGCGAAAAUUCUCGAAGCCAACUUAAACUCGAAACUCAUGAGCUUUAAAAGUAAUAAAAUGUCUUGAAUGGUGGAAACAAUACAACUAAGAACAAAAAAUUAACUAUUCAGGAAAGUGAGGCUGAGUUAAAUUAAGAAAAUGCUUAAUCACAAAAGCUAUUGAAUUCAUAAUAGCUAUUUUCAUCUCAUUCGCUCUAGAAGAAAAAGCCGAAUGAUAAAAAAAAUCAUAAAUCUUAGCGAAAUACAAAAUAGAUAAGCAUUCAAAAAGAUAAAAGUAUGUCUAACUCUUUGUAAAAUAAGUAAGAGUAAAACUGUGAUAGAAAAAAGAAUAUUACAGAAAGUCUCAGUCCUUCUAGGAGCACCACCUCAAAAGGAGUAAAUCAGGAUAAUGAAGUUACAAAUUUAUUUUUUUGUUUGUAUUCACGUAAAUUGAAUUAUGCCAAAACACUAUUCAUGCUACUUGAGAAACAAAAUGAGACAUUAGGAAACAUGUGGAUUGAACUGGAAUAAUUGUUAUUGGAAGUAAUAGAAAUAGGAAAUCAAAUGACGCUUGUCAAUCAAAUUAAGAGUUUUCAAUUUAGCUGCUACAUUUAUUUAAUUUCACUAGCUUAGAAACUGAACAAUCAGAUUAAACUCGCAGAGUACAUGAGAUGUUCAUAUGAAAUUCUGUAAGAUGUUUUAAACGAAUAAAUCUAGCAAGAUAUCUAUUAAGAAAUCAGACUGAACUCAAAUAGAACAUUAAAAUCAGAAGCUGAUAACUAAACUGUGAUUUCCUCAGAAGAAUUGCUUAGAAAUAGAGAUUUCAUAAGCAACUAUCUUUAAAAGUUAAUAAUUAAAACUCAACUUUUAAAUUAGCGAGAUAUAAACAGCACGUACUUGUUUGAUACUUAAAAAAUGCUACAUUCAUAAAAGAUUAGUACUUUUUAGAGUUUGAAUUAGCACAGCUAAUAACCUGAUCAAAAUUAAACAGUUACCUAACUUCUAACUCAAUUGAUAAAAAAUUCUUGUUCAAUUAAUCGGAAUACUUCUGUUUCCGAAUAUUAUAAAAAGCAAUAAGGCCAAAACAAAUAGCCAAGCUUAAAUACAAUUUAAAAUUUGUAAUUUUCUAAUAUUAGCAAUAUAAACAACAACUAUGAAAAGUCCCCAUUAAUGCAGGUUUUAUCUCCAUACAGAAAUAGCAAAAGUAAAAGUAUGUUUAAAAAAAAUGAAUCUUUCAAUGCUAACAGCUAUAAAUAAGUACAAAUAAACUAAAGUGGUUUAUAAAAGAGCUAAGUUUAUUUAAAAAAGAGAGUCUCUAAAGUCUUGAAUGAAAAAUCACCUCGUUAAAAACAUAACACAGAUAACUUAUAAAUUUCUUAAAAAUUUAACAUAAAAAAUGAGGAAAAAAGCUCUUCGAUCUUUCCAAAAAGUUUAUCAAACCUUUUAAGCAAACAAAAAUAAAUAACUAAACAUGCCAGCAACAAGGUAACAAAUAAGCUUUAGAAAAUAAAAAUGCAUGUCAGAGAAAUAAGUUGUUCAAACCAUGACAUUUAUGAAAAAGAACUUAAAGAUACCAUUCAAAAGAUAAUAAAAAAAAAAGUCAGAAAGUAAGAGAGCAAAGAAAUUACAACAGGAAUUUAUAUGCCUAACUUAGGAUCAAGCAGUUUUUGUAGAAACUCAAAUAAUUAUCAAUAGUCAGAUAUUCUAAUACAAAAGAUGGUUUUUAUAGAAGCUGCUUUGUUAUAUUAAAACUAGGAAUAUUUAGAGACAAUCAGUCUUCUUACAUAGUAGCUUGAAAACGAAUAUUAUUAUGACCCUACUAGCAGACAUCGCUUCGUGCUAAUUCUCUAUAAGAUAUUCAAUAAAUUAAAGAUUGACAUACCUGAAUAGCUAAAAUAAAUGAUAAGCUGUUAUAAUAAAGGCAUAAUAUACAAAGUUGGUUUGCUUUCACUUUGCAAAUCUAAAAAGAAUAGAUACAAAACAUAUAUACUCACAAGAUAAAUUCUUUCAACAAUUCUUGUAAAGCCAUCGGAUCAAUUCUCAUUACUGAUAUACAAAAAUAAUAUGUUCCAGAAUUUAUUCUAGUAAAUAUCAUUAGAGCAGAUUAAUUCAAUAAAAGACUUAAUUGAAACAUAGCUAAUGGAAAUUUUCGUAGAUGAUCAACAAAUUUCACCAAAAUAAAUUGUAAAUGAGCCAUAAACUGGUGCACCUUCAUUAUUAUCUUCUAAUCAAUAAUAAAACAACUAAGCUUAAGCAUUUCAAAAUAAUCAAGAAUUAACCUUAAAAAAUGGUAAUCUUUUAGCUAAAAAGAUUCGAGUUUAAAAGACUCCAAUACUAUUUAAAGGAUAAGAGGAAAAAUAAAAUGAAGGUUAUCAAUUUGAUGCUAAUUAAUUUAAUAAUUAAUCUAAAGAAAACUUUAACAUCUAAAGCUUUUAAAUAGCUUAAAAUGACUCUUCUUUUGCAAAUAUUUUGCAAAUGAACUAAACUAAUUUCUAGUAACCUUUAAUGAACAAAAUUAAAGGUGAUAACUUUUCCUUCUAACCAACAAAUAACUAAAACAGCUUAUAAGAAAGUAAUAUAAAUCUAUAAAAUUAAUUUUAAUCAACAAAUAACUUCUAAAAUAAUCUUAACAUUAUGCUAGUUAAAAAUAAUUCUUUAAUUAGCGAUUCUAAUCUUCUUUAAUAAAAUCAAUAAUAUUUUCAAUCCAUCAUUAAUUUUUCUGAUUUCAAGAAAGAAAGUCUAAGAGGCAUUGAUGAAAUCGAAGAGUUAAAGAUUAGCAAUAAACAAUAAACAUAUUAAUUAUAAUAAGAUAAAAUUACUAACUUUGAAUAAAAUAAUUAAAAUAUAUCCAAUCAUCAAUAAAACAUAUAUUCAAAUAAAUUAAAAUAAGAUUAAAAUUAAUAUGAAUUUAAACACAAGCAAUCUUAAAGCAGCAUUUAAGAAUAACAAUCAUUUGGAAGAAUAAACGAAUUUCAGAGUUAAACAAAUAGUGACAGCUGUGAAAGUUCUGAUGGUGACUUUGCAAAUGAAAACAUUUUUGCUUUAAAAAAUUUAGAGGAUGAUAUUCAAUCUGAACAAAAUACAUUAUUAUAAAACACAAACGAUAUGCUUAGCAUUGAGGAGUAGUUAAUCAUAGGAGUAAAUAGAAUUAUCCUAAGCCACUUUUAUCAAGAUAACUAUAAUCUCUUACAUGGAAAAAUUUAGACAGAAGAAUAAAAACUAAAACAACUAAAUUUAAAAAUUCAAAAGAAUUCUGAAUAGUUUGAUAUUGACUGCUUUAAUUAUUUAAAUAUAAAAAAAUUCAUUAUUUGUGUAACAGACUCACUAUAAAUAAUAAAAAAAACUGAAUCAUAUUAAGAAAUGAUUAAAUUAUUAUAUAAACUAAACACUGAGCUUCUUAUUCUUUAAUUAAAUUAACAAUCUCACUUUGAAGAGACAAACUAUCCUGAAAGCGAUUAUUUUAACAAUUAAUUAGUUUUGCAAAUAUUUUACUCAGAAUAAAAAUUAUUAUAAUAUUUAUACAAUAACAGACAUAAUCAAAAUUAUUUAUAUUUACCUUUAACUGUAGAGUAUUUUUAAACGAACUUCGUAUUUGUAUUUAUUUUCUGA
This is a messenger RNA of Tetrahymena thermophila SB210, 5913 nucleotides long. Its product is annotated as transmembrane protein, putative. The record is from RefSeq and is a predicted model, not a curated record. Lineage: Eukaryota; Ciliophora; Oligohymenophorea; Hymenostomatida; Tetrahymenidae. The transcript has a single exon.